Molecule: messenger RNA, 954 nt
Organism: Tetrapisispora phaffii CBS 4417
Lineage: Eukaryota; Fungi; Ascomycota; Saccharomycetes; Saccharomycetales; Saccharomycetaceae
Product: ceramidase
Exons: 1
Coding region: 1-954 (317 amino acids)
Biological process (GO): ceramide biosynthetic process; ceramide catabolic process
Cellular component (GO): endoplasmic reticulum membrane
Source: RefSeq, a predicted model, not a curated record
AUGGUUCAUUUAAUUUGGCCAUAUCCAGACACCCCAAUUCAAGGUAUUUGGGGUAAUGUUACUGCUACGAUCGAUUGGUGUGAAGAAAAUUAUGUCGUUAGUAAAUAUAUAGCCGAAUGGUCAAACACCUUAUCAAAUAUUACUUAUUUCAUUACUGCUUUAUAUGCUACUUAUAGUGCCUACAAGAACAACUUAGAGAGAAGAUUCAUUCUAAUUGGCAUUGGAUUCGCUAUCGUUGGAUUUGGUUCGUGGUUGUUUCAUAUGACUUUGCUUUACCAUUUUCAGCUACUAGACGAGUUGCCAAUGAUUUAUGCGACUACUAUUCCAACUUGGAGUAUGGUUUGCGAAUUCUAUGAAUGCAAACAUAUGAAGGACAGAGACUUUAAAAGGUUUUCAACAAAGAUUCAAUGGUAUGUAGGAUCAAUCAUCACAUUGGCAUCGCUGGUAAUCACAGUAGUCUAUGUCAUUAUUAGAAACCCGCUAAUCCAUGAAUUUGCUUAUGCUUUUUUCACUGGGUUGGUGGUGAUAUUUGCAGGUUUAUUAUGUCACAGUUACGUUUCCGAUCCAAGAUCAAAGAGAAAUUUAACCUACUGUAUGGGCCUAGGUAUCGUUUUAUUCGCUACAGGUUUCGUUGCUUGGCAAUUGGAUGUUAAUUUCUGUCCAUUUUGGACAAAUAUAAGAAGGUCGUAUUUACAGUUACCAUUGGGUGUCUUCUUGGAGCUACAUGCUUGGUGGCAUGUAUUUACAGGUCUCGGUGUAUAUUAUUACGUCAUCUUCCUUCAAUAUUUAAGAAUCAUCACGAGUAACUCCCAGGAUAGGUUUCAGUUCAUUUGGAGAUGGAAAAUCAUUCCGGAAGUAAUCAAUAAGGACAAUGCAAUCAACACACCAUACUCAUUGGAGUUCUUGGGAAAUUACGUGGAUCCAGCCGAAUUCUCUGAAGAAACACAAACUUAA